Messenger RNA from Telopea speciosissima, 1125 nucleotides. Its product is annotated as transcription factor MYB20-like. Lineage: Eukaryota; Viridiplantae; Streptophyta; Magnoliopsida; Proteales; Proteaceae. Bases 108 to 1034 code for a protein of 308 amino acids. The transcript has 3 exons. The record is from RefSeq and is a predicted model, not a curated record.
AGUUAUCUAUUCUCGUUCCCUGUGUCUUUCUCUCUCUCUCUCUCUCUCUCGCUCUAUCUCUGUUCUCUCAAUUCUCUGGGCUUGGGUUUUGGAUUUGUUGUGAUCAGAUGGGAAGACAACCUUGCUGUGACAAAGUAGGGUUGAAGAAGGGGCCAUGGACAACUGAGGAAGACAAGAAGCUCAUCAACUUCAUCCUCAGCAAUGGCCAAUGCUGCUGGAGAGCUGUUCCUAAACUUGCAGGUUUAUUAAGAUGUGGAAAGAGUUGCAGGCUUAGAUGGACCAAUUACCUUAGACCUGAUUUGAAAAGGGGUUUGUUAUCAGAAUCUGAAGAAAAAAUAGUUAUUGAUCUCCAUGCUACUCUUGGCAACAGAUGGUCCAAGAUAGCUUCUCAUCUCCCUGGUAGAACUGAUAAUGAGAUAAAGAAUCACUGGAACACCCACAUCAAGAAGAAACUAAAGAAGAUGGGAAUUGAUCCUGUCACUCACAAGCCAAUCUCCACUUCAAUUGAUCAAGAAGUACUACCCCCACCACUACCCCCACCAUCACCACUACCAUCACCAACACCACAACAGCUGGAACAAGAAUUUGCUGUUUCUGCCAUUUCUGAAGCAGACCAGAACAGGGGAAAUGAGAUAUCUUUACAGCCAGCCAUUACUGAGAUAAAAGAAGGAAAUAACAUUAUGAGCAUUACAAGCCCAUUUUCUACAGACAACAAUUAUAGUUUCUGCACAGAUGAAGUUCCUUUGAUAGAACCUCAUGAGAUUCUAGUCCCUAAUUGUGGGCCUUCUUCAUCAACUUCUUCUACUUCAUCCUCUUCUGUUUCAUCUGGGAUCUCAUCUGGAUUCAUUGAAGACAUGCAAUUCUCAAGCUUGGAGUGGCCUGAAUACACCAACAUGACAAUCUGGGAUGAAUUUAACUAUUGGGAUUUGAUUUGUAGUGAAGAUGAUGACAGGAAACUAGCCAAUGAUUCUGCCCUCAAUCAGUUCCAAAGAGUAGUUUUUGAUCAAGAACCUUGGAAAUUAGACCCCUUGUGAUUAUAUUUCAGUAGGGAUUCUGUCCAUUCUGUGGUUGUAGAGAAUUCUUGUGGUCAAAAAGAGAGAACCCAUCCAAUAUUUUCUCAAUUUC